Zingiber officinale is the source of this 3127-nucleotide messenger RNA. Its product is annotated as pentatricopeptide repeat-containing protein At5g38730-like. NCBI's taxonomy places the organism in Eukaryota, Viridiplantae, Streptophyta, Magnoliopsida, Zingiberales, Zingiberaceae. The transcript has 3 exons. The coding region runs from base 200 to 2014 and encodes 604 amino acids. The record is from RefSeq and is a predicted model, not a curated record. Gene Ontology annotation, molecular function: protein binding.
UAUUAACUAGUUUUGGUCAAAACUUGUUGAUGACUCUAUCAUAUUCAAAAUUUUAAAAUCUUAACAUGUUCUACAUCAAAGGAGUCUUAGGAAUCCUUUGGUUAGUAAAUCGGCGUAUAUAUUAUAUUGCAAACAAUCUGUCCAAGAUGGAGCGGCGCCUCACACGAUCUUCUGCGUCAGUGGAAUUGUAACUUUGGAGAUGGCAAGCCGCGCGAAGGCAAGGAACGAGGCACUCUUCAUUCAAGGUGUUUGCGCAAUUGCCUCAAAGGGAAGCUGGCGCACUCUGUCGAGUCCCCACAUCACCACGCGCCUCUCCUCCUCCGUCCACCGAAUCCUGCUCCACCUCUCCCUCGAUUCCGCCCUCUCGUGGCGUUUCUUCAACUGGGCCGCUCUCUCUCUCCCCCACUACCGCCACUCGUUAUCCACCAACUUCGCCAUGGUCCGCAUCCUCACCAACGCCCGGCGAUUCCAAGAAGCCCGCGAUUUGCUCGAGAAGUUCGCCUUCAAGCAGCUCGUCUCUUCGCCGUCAGUGCUGGGAUCCUUUCUCAGCACUCACGAUGAUGACGACGACAAGGACUCCGAUUCGCAAAUCGUAAGUUGGCUCGUUUUCAUCCACGCUCGGUCGAACAAGAUCCAGGACGCACUCCAGCUGUUUGAUGAAAUGAAGAAGAGAAGACUAAAACCUGAUCCUCAUGCUUGCAGCGCUCUAUUAAGCGCACUAGCUAAAGCAAGACUAACGGCCACAGCUUGGAACGUCUAUGAAGCUCUUCGCAGCUUAAGAGCUGUUCCCAAUCUCUACAUUUUCAAUGUCAUGAUCCAUGUAUGUUACAAAUCGGGGGAUAAUGAGAAGGCCGAUAAGUUGUUGCUGGAGAUGGAGAGGAAGGCUGUACCUCCUGAUUUGUUCACCUAUAACACGUUGAUCUCGCUGUAUUGCAAGAAGGCAAUGCACUAUGAGGCUUUGGCUAUUCAGGAUAGAAUGGAGAAGAAAGGAAUCCAUCCAGAUAUUGUGACUUAUAAUUCUCUUAUCCAUGGUUUUUGUAAAGAAGGUAGAAUGAGGGAGGCAUCAAAGCUUUUUAAGGAGAUCAAGCAUGCCAUUCCGAACCAAGUUACUUAUACUACGCUCAUAGAUGGCUAUUGCAGAAUGAAUGACCUCAAUGAAGCACUUAGAUUGCGUGAAGAGAUGGAAGCAAAAGGUAUGAAUCCUGGGGUGGCUACGUACAAUGCAAUCAUACGAAAGCUUUGCACAGAAGGUAAAUUGAAGGCUGUUAAUGAUCUGUUGAAUGAGAUGGAUGAUAGAAAGGUGCAACCCGAUAAUUUCACGUGCAACACGUUGAUUAAUGCAUACUGCAAGAGAGGAAACAUGGAUUUUGCAUGGAAGUUAAGGAACAAGAUGCUGGAGUCUGGACUAGCCCUAGACCAAUUUACUUACAAGGCCUUGAUACAUGGCUUCUGCAAGGUCCAACAACUAGAUGAGGCUAAGGAAGUUGUCCUUGACAUGCUCGAAGCAGGUUUUGCCCCAAAUUACGCUACUUACUCAUGGCUCGUAGAUAGUUAUAGUAGCCAGAACAAUGUCGAAGCUUUACUGAGUAUUUCGGAUGAUAUUGGAAAAAGAGGCAUUUCUGUGGAUAAGUCAUUAUACAGAGCUCUCAUAAGAAGACUAUGCAAGCGAGGCAUGGUCAAUGUUGCACAUGAGGUGUAUAACAAGAUGCUAGGCAAAGGUAUAUUAGGAGAUAGUCUUGUGUAUUCUUCUCUUGCAUAUGGCUACUUGAGUGUAGGAAAGAGGAUUAAAGCUUGUGAGAUACUUAAUGAAAUGGUUGAGAAGCAGUUAAAUAUAACAGCUAAGGUUUACAAAUGCCUCUGUGCUUCAUAUGUAAAUGAGAGUGUUGUAUUGGACUUGUUAUGGAGCUAUGCCAUUGAGAGAGGUCUUAUCGCGAAGAAUGUAUACAAGCUGAUGCAGGAAGCCAUACCAAACUCUCAGAAGGAUGCCUUAAAUGUGCCUAGUUCAUUUCGAUAACCUUUUUCCUGCGAGUUUAAAAUAAUAUAAAAUUGGGCUAAACUUUGACAUAGUGACGGGAAGAUUCAACUCAAGAAUGUUUCUUGAAUAGAGCCACACAAACAGAAUAUCAAAUACGAAGUUGUCACUACAAUAUUUUCAACGAUUUCUGGCUGCUCACAAUCAUUUUGCGAGGAACUUACAAGAUAUACCACAUGAACCUGAAUAGCUAAUCUAUUGUGAUACAUGCAGCUUCAUCCAACAAGGUUGGUAGCUUUUACUUGGUCUAAAGUGUCAAUAUGCAACCAAUGCAGAGACAUGCAAUAGGGUGAAUUCCAGAUUCUUGAUGGUAGGUAGUGGCUCAGGUUUUCCAACUAGAAGAUGUCGGUUAGCUUGGGGUAUGACAUAGGAUAAAAGGAAUAAAUGUGCACUUUUAUUUUUAUGGGGCAUACAUACACAGAAUCUUCAUUCCUUUCAACACCAAAUCAACCACUUGUAGGGAAAUCAAACACUUUUUAAUUUCUGAUUCUGUAUGUGUUAAUAUUCCAAAGAUAAAAAGUCUUCUCCAACGCAGUCAUUGCUAUUUAACCUCAGCAAUCAAAGCUCCUCAUGAAUAUCUUUGAUUGGAGCAGUGAGAUUUGUGUUUGUCUAUGGUAUUACAAUUUCAUGUCCGUGUAUGAAUCCUUUUUUGUGAUAGAAGCUUUCAAUCCCUCUUAAGUUUUUGCCAUCAUAAUGCUGUUGUUGUGGGUCAUUUUGGUAUUGCUCCAAGGUUAUUUCAGGUUUAUCGCACUUGGACAUGAAUUCUCUCCUUAGUUUCUCAGCUCUUACACGAAGAAGAAGUUUAUUUUGUCUUCAUGAAGUAUAUAUUUGAAGCGAGAGAAUCCUGAAACCAAGCAAAAGCUCAGAACAGUGAUAUAGUGUCUCUCCCAAUGGUUUAUCCAGUGAAGCUCCAACUGCAUAUUCUCCUGUCAGUUUGAUUUUGAAUCUUGGGGCCUGGUAUUUGGAUGGAGAAUUAAGAGGAUGAAUCAUAGAAAAGGUGGAUUUUUGAAAUUUUCAUCCUAGCAAUUUUCAGUUGACAAAGAUAAUUGAAGGUCCAAGUGGAGUGAUAAUAGAAGUUCUUCAUCUUGCUUACAA